Nothobranchius furzeri (turquoise killifish) is the source of this 1375-nucleotide messenger RNA. RefSeq names its product urokinase plasminogen activator surface receptor-like. The record is from RefSeq and is a predicted model, not a curated record. NCBI's taxonomy places the organism in Eukaryota, Metazoa, Chordata, Actinopteri, Cyprinodontiformes, Nothobranchiidae.
UCAUGUCAAUGACAAAACAGUCAGAAAAAAUGAAGGAAAUUCAACAAAAACGAAAGAAAAUGUUCAGUUUCAAACAAAUGGGAAUUUUACUGAGAACAACAUGAAUAUUAAAGGAGGGAUGGAGGAGUGGUCUUAUGCUGAAGAACAACACCCCCUCAGGAGAACUUCUUAUAUAAGCUUGAUAAAACUAAAUGCUGCAGACAACAUGUACUUCUUUACUCUGGUUCUUGGGCUUUGGCUUCUUCCAACAGCUGACGCUCUUCAAUGUUAUGAGUGUUUACCAAACAUUUAUGGAAGCUGUACCGAUACAACAUCAGAAUGUCCCUCGCAGGAUUACCAAUGUGCUGCUGCAAGAGUAACAACAUUUUUAGGUGAUUCAGAGAUCUCUGACAUCACAGGUAAAAGUUGUACCCAGGCUAAAGACUGUUUCGAAGGAUCAGUCAACUUUGGAAUUUCCAAAACCAGGAUAAACACCAGCUGCUGCACUGGGAACCUCUGCAACGCCAAACCAGCCCCUUAUUCCAGCCUGGUUUCUAAUGGCAGACAGUGUUUCACCUGCAAAGGAACUGACUGCACACGACCUUUGAACUGUGAGGGGAGUGAGGACCACUGCGUCAAAGCUACAGGGACUGCAGAAGGGGUCACUAAGAUUUUAAAAGGCUGCACGUCCAAGCAGUUUUGCUCUGGGGAUGCGAUUGCACAAGCCGCUCACAUGAUUGGAAUCGACGUAAGUUGCUGCCAGGGCAACUUCUGCAACAGUGCCAGCGGUCCAAUUGGUGGUCUGCUGCUGUUGAUGGUGCCGCUCAUCUCUUUCAUUUUGUUUUCCUAGUGGAUGCAAACAUGAAUAUUCUGCUUUUAAAAUCACAGCCACCAAUUAGAAAGAACAUUGUAUCCAGUGUUUUCCUGAACUUAAAAUAAAAAUGUCUUGAUGUUUGAGUUUUCAUUCAGUUUUCAUAAACCAUACUGAGAAACUUUAUUGCAGGGGUCACCAGGUUACUCUGCCAGGAAUCAGCCAGCGAGCCACCCUGCCUGACUUGCUUUUAAAUUAGAUGUCAAGCUGUCCGUUUUCAGUGAAUAUCUGAUCUAAAAUUUAUUUAGAGGAAGUAAGAUAAAAAUCUGAUUAAUUACAUAAAUCUUACGGCAAACGUGAGGAAAUAUGCAUAUUAAUCGCUCAGGUUGCAGUCGUAGCACCGAUCUCCGUUUCUGUCCACUUUGAUCAGCAGCUGCACAUGCGAGGACACGCUUCUAAAGAAGACGGGGUGACAUCAUUAUACAGACCACAAUAACGUCCUCUAUAAAACAUCCUGAGAAACAGGAAAGUCCCAUCUGGGGUAAUAGCUGGGUAACGUAAAUAAAAUUCCUUUCCUUUGUUUUU